AUGGCGAUCCAAUAUUUGAUUCUUCUCUCCCGCCAGGGCAAAGUGCGCCUGGCAAAAUGGUUCACCACCCUCUCGCCUAAGGACAAGGCCAAGAUCGUCAAAGACGUCUCGCAGCUGGUCUUGGCACGACGGACACGCAUGUGCAACUUCAUUGAAUAUAAAGACACCAAGAUUGUGUACCGACGAUACGCCUCCUUAUUCUUCAUCGCCGGCUGCUCCUCCGAGGACAACGAACUCAUCACCCUCGAAAUCAUCCACAGAUAUGUCGAACAGAUGGACAAGUACUACGGCAACGUGUGCGAGCUCGACAUCAUCUUCUCCUUCACGAAGGCCUACUAUAUUCUGGAUGAGCUCCUACUCGCCGGCGAGCUUCAGGAGAGUAGCAAGAAGAACGUUCUCCGCUGUAUAGGGCAGCAGGAUUCACUCGAGGAUAUGGAGGUCGAAGACGAGGUCACCAAGCUUAUGUAG
Messenger RNA from Clonostachys rhizophaga, 468 nucleotides. The record is from the annotation of a GenBank genome assembly. Lineage: Eukaryota; Fungi; Ascomycota; Sordariomycetes; Hypocreales; Bionectriaceae.